GAGUAUUUUAUUGUUAUUAAAACAUGUAUCGGUUGAAACCUGUAUUUAGUGUUCCUUUAGAAAUUAAGAAUACAUGUUCUAUGUACAAGUUAAAAAAUAUCCAAGAAAGUGCUAUGAACUUUUUAAAUAAAAACAACGAAGCCAAGAGAGGUAAAAAAGAAUUAAAAUCAAGUAAUACUUUAAUAAAAUGUCUGUAAAAUUUGCAUCAUUUUAGAAAUUGAUAUUGAUAAUGUUUGAAUCUUUUUCUUUAAACAAACUUUAUUUUCUUCCUGUUUAUCUACUUUUUGAAUUUUUGAGUAUAAACGAAGAGAUAAAAUUAACUGGUAAAGACAUAGAAUUAAUAUUACAAAAACAUAAUGAAGUACUAAAAACAUUAGAAGAACUCGAAAUUAGAGUUAAUAAUUUGGAUCCUCAGUUUACUACAUCAAAAAAUUUGACAUCUUCAUUGAGUAAAGAACAAGUACCAGUAACAAAUAAUGAUAAAGUUGCUAUUAGGCAAUAUGUAAAAUUGUCACCCUCUGAAAUCAACAAAAAACUAGAACAAUUAACCAAAACUGAUACUGUUAUAUUCGCUGAUCCAAAAGAUCCACCAUAUUCCUUAUUAGCAUUUCCAUUUUUGUGGCCGUCAAUUUGUUGGGACAUUUCUUACCAUGUUCAUUCUACACUUACUAUGGAUUGUAAAAAAGUACUUGGAAUAUUAAACAUGUUUAAAAAUUUUCAAUCUAAAAAUAUAACAAAAAUAUCUGUUAAACUGAUAGUAAUUUGGAAAAAUGUGAAAUUGGGCACAACUAUUAUAAGAUCUCCAUCAAACUCAUUUAUUGGCGAGGUUUCUUUAUUGCGUUUAUUUUAUCAAUAUUUGGCAACAGAAUCAUUAUUUAUAAUUGAUCAAGUAAAUUUUGAUAAAGAAAUGGAUUUAAUACAUUCAAUUAAAUUUUCCUCGGACGAUCGCUUAUCUGAAUUAUGUAAUUUAAUUGAUCCAACCUCUUUGAAAUUAGAUAUAGGAAAAGUUGCAAUAUGGUCAUUACUAAACAAUAAAAAAGAGAAGUGUCCAAAAUCAAUUGAAAAAUGGUUUGAAAAAAUAACAAAAAUGAUUUUAUCCUAAAUAUUACAUUAAUAAUUGUUUAAUAAUUUUAAUGAAUACAAUUAUCAGUAUACUGAAUUA
Messenger RNA from Daktulosphaira vitifoliae (grape phylloxera), 1162 nucleotides. RefSeq lists its product as uncharacterized. The coding region runs from base 230 to 1102 and encodes 290 amino acids. NCBI's taxonomy places the organism in Eukaryota, Metazoa, Arthropoda, Insecta, Hemiptera, Phylloxeridae. The record is from RefSeq and is a predicted model, not a curated record. Gene Ontology annotation, cellular component: aminoacyl-tRNA synthetase multienzyme complex. The transcript has 5 exons.